ACCUUUUUAUGUUAAACAAAAUGAAAAUUUCUUUAAAUUAUACGAAAUAAUUCAUUCUCAGACCUGCUGCUGCUUGGAACAUUGUUGCGUGACUGAAUCGACUGCUGCCGAUAUAUCUGCGCAGCUGAGACAGCCCCGGCAAUGUUCCAAAAACCCCAAAGUCUAUUUUAGGUUGUACAUAACCCUCCCUCCCACCUCGUUCGUUUUGUUUUACAGGCCAACAACAGACGACGACGGCGUCAAAGUCUAAUUAUCAAAGUCAGCUGUUUUUCUACAAAAUAUAAAGUUAUCGAUCCUGGAAAAGAAGGUGAUAUCGUGUACACGGCAUUCGUAUAAAAGUCGAUGCUAGAACGUCGGUCAAGGAUGGCGUCGUCGGAACUUCGGCGACCGAAAUCGGCCAAUCCCAAUCGGAGAUUACGGACAGCAACGCACAAAGUGACCGAUCCUCGAGUCCGUCCCGAACAACCGGCAGCCGAAAGAGAAGAGUCUUCCGAGUACCACAAUUUGAACGAAUCGCUCUCCGUUUGGACCAACGAUUCUCUGCUGGAAGAGGUCGAUCCUGGACAGCAGAGGCCAUCCGCCGCCUCGGGCAAACAGCAGCGGACGCCGUCGCCCACGUCAUCGACAUACGAUUCGCUGAUGACUUUCGAGUGCAUUCAAAAGGCCAGUGCUUUGCGUGUAUUGGCCAAAACACUUGACAGACAGCGUGACGUCUUGCAGCAGGCCAGCAGCAGCAGCAGCGGUGGGAACGGGAGCAGCACUGCAACGGGAGAUUCGGCUGACUCCCGAAAAACCACACCCCCGCCAAGGAAAUUGCGGCCUUUGGGACGUGAAUACAGCGGUCCUUUCUAAAACAAAACAACAAUUUGAUUUUUAAAUUUUAUUUUUUGUUCAUUUUGAUUUUUGCGGGUUGUACACACACAGUCAAGGUCCAAUGAAAAAGACGCCAGUUUUAUCGUGAAUAUAUAUACAAUGUGAAAUAGC
Daphnia pulex (common water flea) is the source of this 984-nucleotide messenger RNA. RefSeq lists its product as uncharacterized. The transcript has 2 exons. NCBI's taxonomy places the organism in Eukaryota, Metazoa, Arthropoda, Branchiopoda, Diplostraca, Daphniidae. The record is from RefSeq and is a predicted model, not a curated record. The coding region runs from base 343 to 852 and encodes 169 amino acids.